Molecule: messenger RNA, 2198 nt
Organism: Alnus glutinosa
Lineage: Eukaryota; Viridiplantae; Streptophyta; Magnoliopsida; Fagales; Betulaceae
Product: AT-hook motif nuclear-localized protein 27-like
Exons: 1
Coding region: 827-1729 (300 amino acids)
Biological process (GO): vegetative to reproductive phase transition of meristem
Cellular component (GO): nucleus
Molecular function (GO): minor groove of adenine-thymine-rich DNA binding; DNA-binding transcription factor activity
Source: RefSeq, a predicted model, not a curated record
UUCCUCCUCAAAACUCUCGCAAACUAAUUUUCUCUUUUUCAUUCAUACAACUUCACUGGAGCUAGCGCGUGGAUUUCUCAGAAGAAUUUCAUCCUGCUGCUUUCUUUUCCUUUUCCUCUUCUCUAAAUAGCUCGACAGUGGGAAACUUAUCUGAGAAGUUUCAUCGGAGUAUGCUUUCCGCUUCCAGAGUAACCGCACAUAUAUCACUACCCCAUCUCAAUCUUUUUUUUCUUUUUCUUCUUUCUACAAUCUGAUUCCGAAUACGGCAACAUCUACAUGGUUCAGAAACAGCUACAUGGGAAUCGUCAGGUGCCUUUGGGUGGCCUUGACUCUUGGGUUUGAUUACUUGCCAAGAAAGAAAAAAACAAGAGUUUUGGGUUUGAUUGGCCGUAGAAAGUAGAAAAGCUCUAAGGAAUAGCGGAGUAUUUGGAAUUAUAAGCCUUUUGUUGGGUUUUUAUGUAACUGCAGGUUGCAGUUUUUGUUGAAUAGUACAGAAGACCGUGCACAAGAGAUCCCUCACUUCAACUUGUAACGGAUCACACACCCAUGUAUAUUAACCCCUUAUUACACGACUCCACUAUAUUAACCUCGGAUCUAGAAUUCUUUGAAAACCUUUUCCCUUCUCAGUCUAUAAACACAAGAGUGCGCUAUUAUUUUGUGAUUUUGGAGUCUUGCGUGAGAAAUUAAACACUUAACUCCUUUUCUUGGGUUUUCUUUGGCUUUUACUUGGAGUCUAAGAUCAGAGAGAGAGAGAGAGAGAGAGAGAGAACGAUCUACGGAGAAAAAGAGGGUUGCAAAUAAGUGGUGGGAGAGAGUAGAUGUGGCGAUGGCGGGGUACAAUGAAGAAAACCAAGGUGGCUCUCGCUACUUCCACCACCUCUUGGGGCCAGAGCUGCACCUCCAGAGACCUCCUUCUAAUAUUAACCCACAACACCAACCCUCCGAUUCCAAGGACUCCUCUGACAGAGAUCACAAGCUCGACUCCGAUGCCCAAGCCACCAGUAGCUCCGGUGCAGCCACCACCUCUAACCGCCGCCCACGUGGCCGUCCUCCCGGAUCCAAGAACAAACCCAAGCCUCCCAUAAUCGUCACGCGGGACAGCCCCAACGCUCUCCGAUCCCAUGUGCUCGAGGUCUCCAACGCCGCCGACAUCGUCGAGAGCGUGUCCAGCUAUGCCAGGAGGAGAGGGAGAGGGGUCUGUGUGCUCAGCGGAACCGGGACAGUAGCCAAUGUCACGCUGCGCCAACCUGCAGCUCCUGCAGGGUCCGUGGUGACGCUGCACGGCCGCUUCGAGAUUCUCUCUCUUACGGGGACUGUGCUCCCGCCUCCGGCUCCGCCGGGUGCGGGGGGGUUGUCGAUAUUUUUGUCAGGUGGACAGGGACAGGUGGUUGGGGGAAGCGUGGUGGGCCCGUUGGUGGCAUCGGGUCCGGUUGUUUUGAUGGCUGCGUCGUUUGCGAAUGCUGUGUUUGAAAGGCUGCCGUUGGAUGAGGAGGAAGGACCAGUGCAGGUCCAACCCACUGCGUCGCAGUCUUCGGGUGUGACUGGUGGUGGCGGCGGAGGCGGAGGCGGCGGCGGACAGCUUGGUGAGGGUGGAGGAGGAGGAGGAAGUGGAGGUGGUGGUGGUGGUGGUGGGGUUUCUCUUUUUGGUGGGGGAGGGAAUAUGGGGAACUUUCCAUUUUCGGGUGAUCUGUUUGGGUGGAGUGGGAGUGCUGCAAGGCCUCCAUUUUAAGCGGUGGCGAUUUCAAGUAAGCUGGAAAUGCUAGAUUUUGAUAUGGGCCGGGUUUAAUUCUCGCUCAUAAUUGAGAUCCAUUUUUCUCAGCUUCAUCUAAAUAAAUGGCGGAGGAGAUGGAUGUAUGAUAAAAUGUCUGUGAUAUAUAUACUCAACAAAUUGGUACUCUCAUCUUUGUAAUCAAACGAGAACAAGAAAGGGUUUCCAGAAUCCCAUCUUGUAAAUUUAUGAAGGCUUGCGUCUACUCGAAGAAACCCAGAUUGGAGCAAAUAAAUUAAGGAUUGGAGACUGCUCAAAGGUCAGUAUAACUAAACCAUUCGGGUUCUUUCCUUGCCUUUUCCGUCUUCCGUUGUUUUUUUUUUUUUUUUGUUUAUUUCUCAACUUACUUCUGCUAGUUUAUACAUAAGUACUGAUAGUUGUAUUGCGGAACUGUUAUAAUGGACAUAUCGGGGGCUUAUUUUUGUGUUUC